Messenger RNA from Punica granatum (pomegranate), 3092 nucleotides. The record is from RefSeq and is a predicted model, not a curated record. NCBI's taxonomy places the organism in Eukaryota, Viridiplantae, Streptophyta, Magnoliopsida, Myrtales, Lythraceae.
GCCAAAAACUGUACCAAUUAUUUUUCCAAGAACUGAGGGCAGCCUUUGCCUCUCCCUUUCGCCUGCUUCGAGCCUCCAUUGUUGGUUUCACUUCAAAGAAGACGCAGCUACGGAGACGGUUCGCAGGGCACUUCAAUGGCUCUGUCAUUCUCAAUCGCUUGCGGGGAAUCGUCUCCUUCCUUGUUUUUGUCCGCCCAAGUCUUCCUCCUCCGUCUGAUCGACAAGACCCUCGACAGAAUCAAGCUCAAUGUAGCCGAUAUCCUCUCGCCGAGAGCCUGCAUUGAUCCCAGCUCCAGGGUUAGUUCGCAGAACAAGUUCGAUGAUACGGCGGGAGAUGAUGAUGCUGAAUGGUGGUUGGAAACCAAGGAUUGGUUUUCGGGAGACGGGGGAUUAGGGGGGAAGGGAGAUCCGCAGGCUGUUUACAAUGCUUUGGAUGGUCUGCUCAAGGGCAGCCUGGAACGGCUUAGGACAAUGAGGGGAAGCAUAUCACUUGUGGGGACUAGUGAUGCAGCUUGCAUUUCCCGAGCUGGUUAUAGGGAACACUUCAGUACUCUUAGGAAGUUGUGUGCGGAAGGUAAGGUGGAGGCAGCUCUAUGGCUCCGACAAAAGAUGAUUCAAAGAGGUGUAGUUCCUGAUGUAGUUUCUCACAACUAUCUCAUGAAUGGACUGUGCAAAAGUGGCAAACUGGAGAAGGCAGAUUCGCUUUUUGAGGAGAUGCAAGAAAUUGGUCCCCACCCCAACUGUGUUACCUACAACAGUUAUAUCAAAGGUUACUGUCUCGCUAGUAACGUGGAUAAAGCUCUCUUCCUCUUUUCCUACAUGGUGAAUGCUGGGGUUCAGCCCAACAGAAUCACUUGUAACAUACUCGUGCAUGCUCUCUGCAAUAGAGGCCUUGUGGAGGAUGCUAGGGAGGUUCUUGGGAAGAUAAUUGAUGAAGAUGGUGAUAGUGUCAGUUCGGACUUAAUAACCUUAACUAUACUGAUGGAUGGUUUCUUUAAGAAUGGAAACAUGGUUGAAGCUCUCCAUAUAUGGAAUAAGAUGUCCAGGGAUUACAAGAAGGUAGAUUUAGUUGCAUAUAAUGUCCUUGUCCAUGGAUUUUGCUCGAAUGGGGAGAUAAAACAUGCAUAUGCAUCAUUCUGUGAAAUGCUGAAAAGGGGGUUUCUUCCUGAUGUUUUUACCUAUAAUACCCUCAUAAGUUGCCUUUGCAAAGAAGGAAACUUUUCUGAAGCCUCUGACAUACACAAUCUAAUGUCAGAGAGCGAAGUUCCUCCAGACCAGAUUUCAUACAAAACAAUCAUUCAAGGUCUUUGUAUUCAAGGAGAUGCUAUUAGAGCAAAUGAGUUUCUGCAGCAAAUGUUGGACAAUUCAAUGGUGCCUGAUCCACUUAUAUGGAACUGUUUAAUUGACGGCUAUGGAAGGUCUGGAGAUAUUAAUAAAGCAUUCUCCAUUAAGGACCAGAUGCUGGCUUUUGGUAUCGCACCCAAUGUGUUUACUUAUAACGCAUUAAUACGAGCACAACUGCAGAAAGAGAACACUGAUGGUGCUUGCUUACUCAAAAAGGAGAUGCAAUUGAAGGGUAUUUUUGCUGAUGUGGUAACCUACAAUUUGUUAAUAGGCAAUGCCUGUAAUUUAGGGGAAAUAAGCUCUGCACUUCAGUUAUAUGAUGAGAUGCGGAGAACAGGAUGUCAAGCUGACGUGAUUACUUAUUCAGAGUUAAUUAGAGGCUACUGUAUUAGAGGUGAUAUGGAUCGGGCAGAAGAGCUUUUCACCCAGCUUGGCAAAUCGGGUAUCCCAAUUGAUCAUGUUCCUUUCAAGAUAAUUUUCAACACAUAUGGCAGAAUGUGGCAGCAUGAGAAGGCAAUUAACCUCUAUCACAAGUGGAUGACGAGGUCCAAUUGAUACUUAUUUUACCUCAACUUGACCUGCUGCAGUCUAAUUGAGUUUCCUCUUCACGUCUGAGUUGUGGAGGUGAAGAAUUACUCAGACCCAUUUUUUAUGCUAGAAACUUGGAUUUUCUCAUCUCUUGCAAGUCAUCAGUGAUUUGGAAAUCUUAGCAUCAUGCUUGAAGGUUUUCAGCCACAAUUGGCGGUGACUGAUUGGGUUUUAUCUGCCUGCUCCAUGUCUACUUAUUCAUAGUUAUCCUGGAGAGAGAAAACCAACAGUCAGGAAUGCUCUUUCAAUUGGGAGAAAUAAUGUAUAAGGGGCAUGCUUCCAAUGAUGCGGACCGAUCUUUAUGUAGCCUGGAAUUCUCCUGUUCCAAUCGGUGCAUGAUCAUCCCAGAUGGAAACAAGUUGCUCCCAGCACUUCAGAAAGGUGGUCAACUUCACAUAAUUGUUGUCAGCAGUAGGAUGGAGGGACCUCAUAUGCAGACUUCUCAUGCAGCUUGCAAGAAUGCUACUGCUUUUAACUGAAAAGCUCCAUGGUGGAACUCUCUACUUCUCGUUAGUAGCUUUAGAAACAUGAGAUGAGUUUAUAGAGUCGGGUGAUGUUCCUUUUCAGGUUGAGGUGAUGAACGAACACGCAUUCCGUCACAAAGGAAAUAACAGGAAUUACCUAAAUAAAAUAGUACCAGCAUUUGCUGGAGGCGCCAAAUAGCAUCAUAGUUCGUAAGGUGACACUGUUUCCACAGAAUAAUGAUAUCUCCAAGAUCAUGAGUCAGGUCGAGGAAACGCGAGUAACUGUGGCCUCUACUACUAGGAAUUCUGGUUCCAGUGGCCUGAAGCACCUAUGGACGAUAGGCGAAGCGCCGUAAGUGUUGGUUGAACAUGUCGGAAGCUUGAAGGCCAGAUUUCUUGAAGGAGCAAAGGAAGACAUGGGUGCUUAAACAAAAACGUUUGCAGGCGGACGUGGUGGCGAUUUCCGACUGCCCAAGGCGGCAAAUCGAGCGGCAAUAGGUUAAAUUAGAUUUUUCACCCUGAAGUUUCAAGUCUUAACCAUUUUGAACCCUCAACUUUGCGACUGCACCAAUUUGCACCCACGAACUUGAAGUUUUGGACUGCCGCGCAUCCGGGGUUGUAUAUAUGCAAUGAAUUGGUGCAUUGGAGUAUAGGAUUUUUCUCCUACUUUUCUAUCAAAUCCGUGACAUCAUCUAA